UGGGGGAGAGGUAGCGUCCGGUCCGUCAGCGCAGACGGCCCAGCCAAACCUCCGACUCCUCCAUUCCCGCCGCCGCCGCCGACUAGCGCCCUACUGGGCGAGGAGGGAAGUCCACCAAGUGCUGGAGCAGAGGGGAGAAAAUUCAAAGCGAGUCUACUCAACCUCGUCUUGGCUCCGAGGCCCCGCCAUGGAGACCAGCCCAGUGCGCAGGCGUACCCCCUCGGAGAGCGCGCCACGGAGCGCCCUGAAGUGAGGCCAUUCUCAGCCACCGUAGUCGGCCUUCCCGUCUGAUUGGCUCUUCUGUUUUCGUAGUCCCGCCCCCUCAUCGCCUGAGGUUUGAGGCCGGAGCCCAGAGGAAAUCUCGGUCGUUGAUGUUUGUGGCCUGGACUUGGUGAAGGUACUGCAGCCUCGUGGUGGGUUCUUGCUUGUGAGGUCGGGGGACCGAAUGCGGAAGCCCAGUCUCUGCAGCUUCUCCUCUACCAGCGUGUUCUCAUUUUGAGCGUCCUCGUUUCGUAGCCCUAAGAGACGAGAACGCCUUUUGUCUGCUGUGAUCCCCUACAUUUCUGUUGGCAAGUCUGCGUGUACUGCCUGUCAUGGCUCAGCUCCAGACCCGCUUCUUCACUGACAAUAAGAAAUAUGCAGUAGAUGAUGUUCCCUUCUCAAUUCCUGCAGCUUCUGAAAUUGCUGACCUUAGUAACCUCAUCAAUAAACUGUUGGAGGCCAAAAAUGAGUUACACAAACAUGUGGAGUUUGAUUUUCUUAUCAAGGGUCAGUUCUUGCGAAUGCCCUUGCUCAAACACAUGGAACUGGAAAACAUCUCAUCAGAAGAGGUUGUGGAAAUAGAAUAUGUGGAAAAGUAUACUGCACCUCAGCCAGAGCAGUGCUUGUUUCACGAUGACUGGAUCAGUUCAAUCGAAGGGGCAGAGGAAUGGAUCUUGACUGGUUCUUAUGAUAAGACUUCCCGAAUUUGGUCCUUAGAAGGAAAAUCAAUAAUGACGAUUGUCGGACAUAUGGACGUUGUUAAAGAUGUGGCCUGGGUGAAAAAAGACAGUUUGUCUUGUCUACUAUUAACUGCCUCUAUGGAUCAGACUAUUCUCUUAUGGGAAUGGAAUGUAGAGAGAAACAAAGUGAAAGCCCUGCACUGCUGUAGAGGUCAUGCUGGAAGUGUGGAUUCUAUAGCUGUCGAUAGCACAGGAACCAAAUUUUGCAGUGGCUCCUGGGACAAGAUGCUAAAGAUAUGGUCUACAGUCCCUACAGACGAAGAAGAUGAAAUAGAGGAAUCCACAAAUCGUCCAAGAAAGAAACAAAAAACAGAGCAAUUAGGACUAACAAGGACUCCCAUAGUUACCCUCUCUGGCCACAAGGAAGCAGUCUCCUCUGUUCUUUGGUCAGAUGCUGAAGAAAUCUGCAGUGCAUCUUGGGACCACACAAUUAGAGUGUGGGAUGUUGAGUCUGGCAGUCUGAAGUCAACUUUGACAGGAAAUAAAGUGUUUAAUUCUAUCUCCUAUUCUCCGCUUUGUAAACGUUUAGCAUCUGGCAGCACAGAUAGGCAUAUCAGAUUGUGGGAUCCGCGAACUAAAGAUGGUUCUUUAGUGUCGCUGUCCCUAACUUCACAUACAGGCUGGGUAACAUCAGUUAAGUGGUCUCCUACACAUGAGCAGCAGCUGAUCUCAGGUUCCUUAGAUAAUAUUGUCAAGCUGUGGGAUACGAGAAGUUGUAAGGCUCCUCUCUAUGACCUGGCUGCUCAUGAAGACAAAGUUCUGAGUGUAGACUGGACAGACACAGGGUUACUUUUAAGUGGAGGAGCGGACAAUAAAUUGUAUUCCUACAGAUACUCACCUGCCACAUCCCAUGUGGGGGCUUGAAAGUGAAUGACAAGUUUGACAAUGGAGAUUCUAGAAAUGAAACUGAAAAAAGAAUACUCAGAUUACAACAGAGAUUCAGAAAGAAGCCUUUUCAGAUUAAAUUGUUUCACCCUUGAUAUAAAUAUCACUGUCCUCUUUAUAUUUAUUACACAUUUUAUGUUUAUGAAAGAGACAGUGUUGUCUGGAUUAUUUUACUUUAAGCAAAUUCUUGAAAUUAACUGUUG
Sorex fumeus (smoky shrew) is the source of this 2089-nucleotide messenger RNA. RefSeq names its product WD repeat domain 12 (gene WDR12). Bases 594 to 1865 code for a protein of 423 amino acids. The record is from RefSeq and is a predicted model, not a curated record. Gene Ontology annotation, molecular function: protein binding. Gene Ontology annotation, biological process: ribosome biogenesis; maturation of 5.8S rRNA from tricistronic rRNA transcript (SSU-rRNA, 5.8S rRNA, LSU-rRNA); maturation of LSU-rRNA from tricistronic rRNA transcript (SSU-rRNA, 5.8S rRNA, LSU-rRNA). NCBI's taxonomy places the organism in Eukaryota, Metazoa, Chordata, Mammalia, Eulipotyphla, Soricidae. The transcript has 14 exons. Gene Ontology annotation, cellular component: PeBoW complex; preribosome, large subunit precursor.